CAUUGCGGAAGUAGCGGUCAUAUGAUUCGUUUGAAGCAGCAUAAUGAGAGAGAAUGAGCAGGAAAACAAACCUUGUUGUAUUUUUGUUCAUUUCGUUCUGUGUUUUUGCUUGUUUGGGUGAUGAGACCUACUUUAUAGAUGAUGGUGGUGGAUUUGGACGGACAUUUGAUGGUAUUGGGGGUUUGAGUGGUGGUGGGGCAACAUCUCGCCUACUGGUUAGCUAUGCUGAGCCAUACAGGAGUCAAAUUCUGGAUUACCUUUUCAAGCCCAACUUUGGAGCUUCUUUACAAAUCCUAAAAGUUGAAAUUGGAGGUGAUGCACAGACGACAGAUGGUACAGAGCCGUCUCACAUGCACUAUCCGAACGAUGAGAAUUAUUUCAGGGGAUACGAGUGGUGGCUGAUGAGAGAGGCAAAGAAGAGGAAUCCUAACAUCACACUGAUAGGCCUGCCAUGGGCGUUUCCUGGAUGGGUGGGUCAUGGGGACAACUGGCCCUAUCACUAUCCUGAUAUUACGGCGUCUUAUGUUGUGUCCUGGAUUAUUGGAGCGAAGCAAUACCAUGACCUGGACAUUGAUUAUGUUGGGAUAUGGAAUGAAAGGAGUUUUAACAGCAAAUAUAUAAAGAUCCUGCGCUACACUCUGGAUAAGAGCGGCUUGGAGAGAGUCAAAAUCAUCGCCAGUGACAACUUGUGGGAGCCAAUCACACUAUUUGUGCUUCUGGAUCCUGAACUCAGGAGUGCUGUGGAUGUGCUUGGUGCUCAUUAUCCUGGAACAACCACCGUACCUGAAGCCUUGUUCCUGAAGAAGCAGCUGUGGUCUUCUGAAGACUACAGCACCUUCAACAAUGAUGUGGGAGGAGGCUGCUGGGCGCGAAUCCUCAACUGGAACUACGUCAACGGCAGGAUGUCUGCCACUAUUUCCUGGAACCUGGUGGCCAGUUACUAUCAGGAUCUUCCCUUUGGCAGAGAUGGGCUGAUGACUGCUCAAGAGCCAUGGAGUGGAAAUUAUGUUGUGGAAUCACCCAUUUGGAUAACAGCCCACACCACACAGUUUACUCAGCCUGGAUGGAAAUAUCUGCAGACUGUCGGACACCUGACGUACGGUGGGACUUAUGUAGCUUUGUCAGAUCAGAAUGGAAACCUGACUAUAGUAAUAGAGACAAUGACUCACAAUCACUCUGUGUGCAUCCGGCCUCCUCUGCGUCGUUAUAACGUCACACCGCAGAAAGCGACGUUCUCUUUAAAGGGGUCGUUUGCCUCAGUUAGUGAACUGCAAGUAUGGCAUUCGAAGUUUGAUUUCAAGACGAAAAAGCCCGUCUUCUUUCAAAAACUUGAUCCUGUGAAGGUAUCUAAUGGGACCUUCAGCUUGGACCUUGAUGUUGAUGAAGUUUACACAGUAACCACCAUUACCACAGGAUAUAAAGGGAGUUACCCAGAGCCUCCUCCUUCCGCUCCCUUCCCUAAAAAAUAUACAGACGACUUCAAUGUCAGGAACCCGUACUUCUCUGAGGCGCCACACUUUGCUGAUCAGACCGGAGUGUUUGAAUACUUCAUGAACCUGACGGAUGCCGGCGCUCACGUUUACACGCUGCGUCAGGUGCUCACUCAGAGGCCGGUAACGUGGGCAGCAGAUGCAGAUCAAACAGUCAGUGUCAUCGGAGAUUAUACCUGGCAGAAUCUGAGCGUCUCUUGUGAAGUGUACAUGGAGAACGAGUACACCGGAGGUGUGUUUGUGGCAGCGAGAGUGGAUAAAGGAGGAGGAUCGAUCAGAAACGCACGGGGAAUCUUCUUCUGGGUGUUCGCUGAUGGAACAUACAAAGUCACCAAUGACCUCAGUGGACAAAGUGUCCUGGCUGAGGGGUUGUCCGGAACCAGAGCUCAUGUUUGGUACACUCUGACUCUGACCAUCCAGGGUUAUUUUGCUUCUGGAGAGCUGAACGGCUACAUGCUGUGGAAGGACGCAAUCAUUUUGACACCUAAAAAUGGAUGGGCGGCUAUCGGCACGAGGACGUUCGAAUUGGCUCAGUUUGAUAACUUUGCAGUGCAAGCAGAGUAACAGCACAGUCUAGUCUUCAUUUUCUAUGAAGAACAAUAACAUGAGGAUUAUUGAGUUGGAAAUACUGAGACAUUUAACUUUUUUACAAGGUUGCCUCUUUUAAUUAAAAAAAAAAAUCCAGUUUGGCAUCACACUGGUGUGAUUUAACUUACUGAUGAAAUAGUCAGUGCGUUUACAUGCACAUCCAAAUCGAGCUGCUGUCGGUAAUCGAGCUAAGGGUCCCAGCAGGGGUGCCAGAGAAAUCCAAUCCUACAUGCACACAAGCAAAUCGAGCUAUUGUUAUGAGGUGCAUUGUGCACCCGAGCCACAGGUGGCGCUACACGCCCCCAUCGUGUUGGUACACUUCCGGUUGUCGUCAUGAAGAAGAGCUAUUCAAGAGUGUAAACAAAGUUAUCAGUUCCGUGUUCUCCAUUGCGUGUUUUUCUCCUGUCCAUGAAUUUUAAUGUAUUCAACUCCUUAAGCUGAAUGAGCAUGAACUCUGUCUCCUCAUUGCUCCAGAAGUGCACGUUUCUGCUCGCCAUUUUCUCUUCUUCGUUUGUUCCUCCUGACCUCUUCUGCUGCUCGCUACUACUGUUGUCAUGCCGACCGAGGCUGUUGUGUUUCCCGCUUGUGGUCUCGUCACUCGUCACUUCCGGAAGGGGCAGUGCUGAAGUAAGCAGCUCGACUACGUAGCUCGAUAGGGUUUACAUGCACUAAGUAGCUCGGCAAAAAUCGCAUAAUCUAGGUCGUGUAGCUCGAUUACGAGAAAUCAAGUUCGGUUCAAUUUCAGCCGAGCUAAGGUGUUUCCAUGGCAUUUAGAACUUCGAUUUCAGUCGAGCAACGGCAGAAAUUCGAUUUUCUCUAUGUGCAUGUAAACGCACUGACUGUGUGAGCAAGAGAGGUGUGUAAAUUGCACUGAAAUACAGAGUGUCCGUUGAAUGUUUUGCAAAUGAAAUGCCUUAACUGAAAAUAUUAAAAUAUCUUGAUGUA
Neoarius graeffei (lesser salmon catfish) is the source of this 3023-nucleotide messenger RNA. It is a transcript of the gene galcb, whose product is annotated as galactosylceramidase b. Gene Ontology annotation, cellular component: lysosome. Bases 54 to 2054 code for a protein of 666 amino acids. Gene Ontology annotation, molecular function: galactosylceramidase activity. The record is from RefSeq and is a predicted model, not a curated record. Gene Ontology annotation, biological process: galactosylceramide catabolic process. The transcript is spliced from 17 exons. Lineage: Eukaryota; Metazoa; Chordata; Actinopteri; Siluriformes; Ariidae.